AUGCUACUUGGAGAUUAUACCCUCCUUACAUUUAAGGACGACGCGCGCCGAACCCCUGGCAAGGAUGCAAACACAAUAUUUUUCAAUAAGACAAACGGCGAGCUCGUCCCACAGCAGGAGAACCGGGGUCCAACCCGCUUCUCUUUCUGCAAGCUGGAAUCGAGUGGUAAGUGGCAGCCAUUGAAUGGAUCGGCCAUUAGGAACGGUGACAAGGUGACCCUCUGGUGCCAUUCACUCGGCGAAGGGGGCUGGAAGAGUCUCAACGAGCCCCCGGCAUCGGCUGUUCAGGCCAUGUACAACAAGGAUGUUAGGUUCAACGUUCCGAGCCAGACUUUUACGGCGGUCAAUGGCUACGCACCCGCCAUUUUCACCGUCGAGUAUAUUUGA
Messenger RNA from Fusarium vanettenii 77-13-4, 387 nucleotides. RefSeq lists its product as uncharacterized. The coding region runs from base 1 to 387 and encodes 128 amino acids. The record is from RefSeq and is a predicted model, not a curated record. NCBI's taxonomy places the organism in Eukaryota, Fungi, Ascomycota, Sordariomycetes, Hypocreales, Nectriaceae. The transcript is spliced from 2 exons.